CAACAUUAUUGUAUUCCAAGAAACAUCAUCGUUUCUUUCUGGCAUACGUUGAAAUACAGAAUGAGCUAACUCCAAUUUUCGAGCUCUCAAAAGCCCACUGAUAACCGAAUUCCAUGUCACAAUACUCCUUUCUGGCAUGGACUCAAACAGCCCAAUUGCAGAUUCUAUCUCUCCACGGCUCAUACACCGUCCAAUCAACGUAUUCCACGAGACAACAUCUCUUUUAGGCAUAUAGUCAAACACCUUUCGAGCCAAACCCAAAUCCCCACAACAGUUGCCAUAAAAAUCCAUAAGCGUAUUCAUAACAAACACACUUGAUUCAAAUCCUAACUUCACAAUCUGAUUAUGCACUAUUUCACCAUCUCCCAACGCCUCAAAAGACUCAAAACAUCUCAAAAGAAAAGUGAAUGUGAAACUGUUAGGCGAAAUCAUUGAGGUUCUCAUCUUUUUAUAAGUCAAUUUUAGGAUCGAAAUCCUAAAUUCUAAACCACCAGAGUGGUCUCAGCUCCAGUUUAGAAUGCUGGUUGACAGCCCAUGAAAGCCUUUAAACACAUAGAUCACCAGUCAAAUUUGCAAUGAUAGAAGCUGCACGAAUCCGGCUCAAUGGGUGGCAGAGGGUUGCUGUAGCACUUGGUUCAGCAGCAGGGGCAUUACUGGACCCACGAAGAGCAGAUCUCAUUGCUGCUUUGGGGGAAACAACAGGACGACCUGCUUUUGCAAAGGUGCUUGAAAGGAUGGAGAGGAGUCCCGAAGGCAGAGCUGUAUUGAAGGAGCGUCCACGUGUCCUUUCUACAGAAGUCGGUCAUGCAUGGGACCUACCAUCUAACACAUUUGGUGCUGCAUAUGCAAGAUUCAUGGGAUCUAGAAAUUUCUCUCCUGAUGAUCGGCCACCUGUGCGAUUCAUGGAGACCGAAGAGCUGGCUUAUGUGGCAAUGCGUGCUCGCGAGGUUCACGACUUCUGGCACACUCUAUUUGGCCUCCCUACCAAUUUAAUUGGUGAAUCAGCUCUUAAGGUGAUAGAGUUUGAACAAAUGCUACUUCCCAUGUGUAUGAUGUCUGUUGUGGGAGGUACCGCUAGAUUCAGCGAGAAGCAGAGAAGGUUGUUCUACCAACAUUACUUUCCUUGGGCCCUAAAGGCUGGUUUGCAGUGCACAGAUCUAAUGUGUGUCUAUUACGAAAGGCACUUUCAUGAAGAUUUGGAGGAUGUUCGACGAAAGUGGGGAAUAAUUCCUGCACCUUUGCCGCCUAGAUCGGAUGGGGUCUAAAAGGUGAAGAUAUUACAACUUUUAAACCAAUAAGAAGAAUCAUGUCGUCUUACUGGUGACAUUUAGUUGUCUAUCUGCUGCUUUUUCUUUCAUCUGUAUUUAACCAAUUUCAAACAAAUCAGCAUAGUUACAGAGCCUGGAGGAAUGAUAUUUUCCUGCAAUAUACACAAUUCUGUGUAAAGAUGUAUCUAUUUGCAAGGAUUGCGGAAAGAGUAUGAUUUGAAUAGAGCUCUUGGAUACCUGUUUUUGAGUUC
Coffea eugenioides is the source of this 1519-nucleotide messenger RNA. Its product is annotated as ubiquinone biosynthesis protein COQ4 homolog, mitochondrial. The record is from RefSeq and is a predicted model, not a curated record. Gene Ontology annotation, cellular component: mitochondrial inner membrane. The transcript has 2 exons. Gene Ontology annotation, biological process: ubiquinone biosynthetic process. NCBI's taxonomy places the organism in Eukaryota, Viridiplantae, Streptophyta, Magnoliopsida, Gentianales, Rubiaceae. Bases 576 to 1265 code for a protein of 229 amino acids.